This is a messenger RNA of Fusarium proliferatum ET1, 1308 nucleotides long. RefSeq lists its product as uncharacterized. The transcript has 2 exons. The record is from RefSeq and is a predicted model, not a curated record. Bases 1 to 1308 code for a protein of 435 amino acids. Lineage: Eukaryota; Fungi; Ascomycota; Sordariomycetes; Hypocreales; Nectriaceae.
AUGAAGUUCUCUGCCGCCAUUCUCACUCUUUCGGCCGGUUUGGCCACUGCGACGCCUGUCUUUCGCGCCCCUGCUCCUGGUCGACAUGUCUCUCGAUCCAUCAAGAAGCGGCAGGUUCCCCAGGAACACUCCCACGACUUUGUCUUGACCAUCACUGGCGAGAUGCUCAGGCUCAACAACCCCAAGGAGAUUCAGGACCCCGUCUUUGGUCUCUUGGGUGAUGCCGCUGCAAAGGAGGGUGCAGGAAGCGUCACGAACCUCGCUUGUCUGAAGCAGGAGACUGCUGAUCAAGCUUUCACCAACGCCAAGGCGAUUGGCGAUCUUCGCGGUAUGGCUGGUGCACUGCUCUUCCAGGCCAUUGAGCGCAACACUGCUGGUGUUGGUGUUGCCAGCAAGCUGUGCGAUGAAGCAGCCGUCAACCCCGAGAUUGGAGCUCUUACACAGCAUCAAGAUGCCGCUUCUACUGGUGCCGGUGCUAUCAACAAGGCUGUUACUCUGGAGCUGGCGAAGCAGCUGGCCGGUAUUGGUGCUGACCCUAACUUGGCUCUGCUGAGUGGUACUUUCGCGCCUGGAGAUACCAGCGAUACCACUGGAAAGGGUAACUCUUGUGACGAGGAAGAACCCGAUCUUGGCUGCAUCUUCUCCCAGGGCCUUCUAGUUCUGGACGCGACAGAGGAUGAGAUCUCUUCCGCCGUUGCCGAUGUUACACCAACCUUUACCGGAACAGGCGGCAUCUUUGCCACUGACCUGGUUGACCUUGCUUCAUUCUCUGUCGCCUCUGGCACCGAGGUCGCUGAUCUUGCUACCAUCGUCAACGGAGCGGCUUCUGGCGCUGCAUCCGCUACUGGUGCCGCAUCCGCUACCGAUGCUGCCAAAGCCACUGCUACCGCUGAAGCACCGGCUGCUACCAACACUGGUAAAGCUGCUGAAAAGACGGCUGGUGCUGGUGCUGGAAAGGGAUGCAAAGCCAAGUCAAAGACCGCCGCCAGCGCAACUUUGACCCCCCUCCCCAGCCGCACAUCAGGCGCCAGUGCCAAGGCUACCGGUGCCGCCAGCAAUGCUCAGGGUGUGAACGUCCAGACCUUCACUGGUACACUUGGCGGAGCACCUCCCCCCGUCAUCUCCUCCAACGCCGAGAAGCCUUUCUCCGUCAACGGUAACACAUUCAAUGGAGAGAGUGUUGCUCUCGGUCGAUCUUGCGAUAUUCAGCACAAUGCUUGUGCGGAUGCUGCCAACUCUGGUCAGCUUUCGGGAGGCGUUGGGCAAUGCGAGACCCAGUUGGCUGCCUGUCGCGCUGCCAUUCAGUAA